Molecule: messenger RNA, 5495 nt
Organism: Gadus macrocephalus (Pacific cod)
Lineage: Eukaryota; Metazoa; Chordata; Actinopteri; Gadiformes; Gadidae
Gene: scai
Product: suppressor of cancer cell invasion
Exons: 17
Coding region: 335-2032 (565 amino acids)
Biological process (GO): DNA-templated transcription
Cellular component (GO): nucleus
Molecular function (GO): transcription corepressor activity
Source: RefSeq, a predicted model, not a curated record
CCCGGAAGCAGUUGGGCAGUUUGCGUGGAGUCUAGUGGAGAGCCGAGCAGUCUACGGUGGAGAGACUGGAGACCACCUCACAGUCGUUCAGCGGCAGCGGUCUCGGCUGUGACAUUAUCAGAGGACAAUAAUUGCAUAAGGCAAAAAUCAUAUGCAUUUAUCGGAUUACGACAAUUCGUUAUGCACCAAGGUUAACUGUUUAGCCAUAGGGUGGAUUCCAAGAAUGUUACACACCAUCGGUAAAGCUCGGCGCAGCUUUUGUACAAUUUUCUGAGAAGGACCCGUUUCGGUUCGUUAACGUUAGCAGGCUAGCGAGGUGUGAAAAUUGACUGUCAUGACUGGAGCUGAGGUUGAGGAUGAUAUCCCGUUAGGUGAAAGGAAGACGGUCACAGAUUUCUGCUAUCUUUUGGACAAGUCCAAACAGCUCUUCAAUGGACUUAGGGAUCUUCCGCAAUACGGCCACAAACAAUGGCAGUCCUACUUCGGACGAACCUUUGACGUGUAUACAAAGUUGUGGAAAUUUCAACAGCAACACAGGCAGGUCCUGGACAGUCGGUAUGGCUUGAAGAGAUGGCAGAUUGGGGAGGUGGCAUCCAAAAUCGGCCAGCUGUACUACCACUACUACCUUCGUACCUCAGAAACCAGUUACCUGAAUGAGGCGUUCUCCUUCUACUCCGCCAUCCGCCAGCGUUCCUAUUACUUUCAGGUCAACAAGGAAGACCGGCCAGAAUUGGUUGUGAAGAAGCUCCGGUAUUAUGCCCGAUACAUCGUCGUGUGUUUACUGCUGAACAAGAUGGACCUGGUGAAAGUGUUGGUCAAGGAGCUGUCUGAGGAGAUCGAGGAUUACACGCAGAGGUUCAACACGGAGGACCAGUUGGAAUGGAACUUGGUUUUACAAGAGGUGGCAGCUUUCGUGGAGGCGGAUCCCGUGAUGGUCGUCAAUGACAACAACGUGGUGGUGGUCCAUAGCAACCGGCUCCAGGAGGGGUGCGUGCCCCCGCUGGAACAAGGCAUGGUGGUGGGGCAGUUGGUCCUGGCAGACGCUCUGAUCAUCGGCAACAGUAACAACCAGGUGAAGUUCAGUGAGUUGACCAUCGACAUGUUCCGCAUGCUCCAAGCUCUGGAGAGGGAGCCAGUGAACCUGGCCACGCAGACUUCUAAAGCAGGCCCUCUGGAGCCAAAUGAGAAGCCAGCGAAACGAGAGAACCCUCAUAAGUAUCUUCUAUACAAGCCAACCUUCAGCCAGCUUUUUACCUUCUUGUCUGCCUCUUUUAAGGAACUGCCUGCAAACAGCGUUCUGCUGGUGUACCUGUCUGCUACUGGAGUCUUCCCAGUUGGCCGGUCAGAUUAUGAAGGUCCGUAUGAUUUCGGAGGAGUUCUGACCAAUACGAACCGAGACGUUGUGAACGGGGAGACGGCGCAGAAGAAAAGUCAGGCCCAGAAAGAAAUGCACUGCCUUCAUCCUGGAGACCUGUUCCCUUUCACCCGGAAGCCUCUUUUUGUCAUCGUGGAUUCCACCAACAGUACAGCAUUUAAGAACUUCAACAACCUCUUUGGCCAGCCUCUGGUGUGUCUAAUGUCUCCAACAUCGUAUCCUAAGAGUGUACAAGAUCAGACCCAAAGAGGCAGUCUAUUCACGCUGUUCCUCUACUGCCCCCUGUUGGCGUUCUUCUCCGUGUGUGGCUUGAGCAGCGUGCGGCGUGGCCUAUGGGAGCGGGCUCAGGAGUUGCUCCGAAAGGUCUACCGUGACAUCGGUCAGAUGAUAACGCGAUCGAGGACAAUGGACCAAGCCUUUCUACAGUUCUACGGAGACGAGUUCCUCCGACUGAUCCUCAUCCGCUUCGUGUUCUGCUCCGCCGCACUCAGGAUGCACAAGCUCUUCAGAGAGACCCAGAGCUUCCCAGAGUCCUACCCGGAGCUCCCCAAGCAGGACACGGUGGAGAGCAGCGUCCUGCAGAAGCACAUCCUGGAGCUCGCCGCCAUGCUGGACGUGCAGAACUUGUUCUGGGAUGACUCACUAGAGGGCUACUAGACUCAGAUCUACCCCGCCAGGGCAGAUUGACACAAGUAUAACCCCCCCACCCCCCCCCCCCCCCCUCCACCAUUUUCUUUACAUCAAACCAAUCGGCCAAUCACAGCUUUACGUUGGGCAUCCGUUUGUUUUGAAGGCGUCGCCACGUCUCAGUGAAACUAGAUCUGAUGGUGUUUAAAAUAGUGUGUAUACACUGAGCUUUGAUGGUCUUAAACCCCUUAAGUAUGUGAAUACUGUAAGAUGUUAACAAAAAGGUGCCCCCCCCCCCGGUUAAAGCAGAUACUUAGUUCAAACUAUAAUUUUCUACUAUUAGGUUCUGCUGUGUUUGUAUGGCAAUAUUCUCAACAUACGCUAGAAGAACCCAGAUGUCUUGUUUCAAACUAUAUCUGGUCCUCAACUAUAUCUUGUCCUCUAGCUCCAGUUUGUGUUCAACGAUCAUCUGGAAGAUUGGUCCCAUUAUGAACGACAAAUGGACUAGGCGUGGGGGGGGGGGGGGGGGGGGGAAGAAUAAGUCCCAUUUUGUUACUACAUUUUUCAUCAGUGCAUGUGUAUGUAUAUACCUCCUAUUUGUCACGGUUGCAUCACACUGUGACAGGAAGGUCGCAGCUCCAGUACUCUGUAGGGAAACAAACGGUGCUUUUCGUACUCAUCUAUCACUAACGCGCCUUCCGAGCAGGUUAGCAACGAGCUAAGUGUGGGUCGAUCAAUACUAGGUUGAGCUCCGAGUCGACAUUGUACAGACUUGCCGUUUGGAGCUUCGACUGAGGAGAUGGAUCACUGAAAUGGUGGUGAAACAUAAUGUUUACAAGUUUAGAGUAACCUUAACUAUUGCUUGCGGUUUUUCUGGUGAAUAAGUUAGGGUUACGCGAGUAGCAGAAUUUUGUCAAUGUUUUGAUCUCCAUGCAGUGUAGCAUAUUGACUUUUAGUUUGAAGAGGUAUCAAUUACGACCUCCCUCCCGGGCUAAGGGUCCUGCCGACCAAAGCCCCCUGAAUAGAACUGCCGUAGGCAUUUCUCUGAAUAUUUAUAGAUUUAUUUCGUGCAACAUUCCUAUUAUUUAUUCCCAUUGAUAAGCCUCUCCUUAAACAAAAUAGUUACUGUGCCGUUGAAACCAACAAGAGUAGCAUAUGUCAAUAUUAUAUAAAGGAUUUAGCAAAUUCUUUCUGCUAGAUUACCUGUGUUCGAAUGUGUCAAUUUAUCUGAACCAUACUAAGUAUUCUGGGAAGUACAAAGUGAUGGUUACGAAUCAAGCAGCGAAGUUGCAUUUCCCUCAACAAAAUAAAGAACUGAUACAAUUGCGAAAUAAGUAGCUUUGGAGUUAAUUACAAAUAAUGUUUUUAAAGUAACAUGUUUAUUUGUUAUUUUUGUUGUUUAUUUUAGUUUAGUGUUUCGAUAAAGUAUUAUUUAUUGAAUGUUACCCUAUUUUGCACAGCUUCUGCAAAACCUUGUUUUGGCACGUAUGUGUUUUGUUUAUAAUGUGAAGAGUCUGUAAGAAAAAAAAAAAGUGGAAUCAUAUUUAAUUGCCUUGUAGAAGUAGGCAAUGCGAUCAUUGAUGAGGGCCCAAUGGUGUUAUGCGAUAUACGGUGUAUAUAUCUACUAUUCAUACAUUCCAGCAUUCCAAAAAAAUAUAGACCACGUUUCCUCUAUUCCAGAACUGAUGAGGGAAAACUGGUCUUUAAUGACCGACAUAUUAUACUAGUUAAACGGUAACAUUUUUAAUAUCGACUUCCACGUUUGUUUUUUUUCUCUGUGUUUACAAAUGUUAUUCUGAUUAUGAUAUCGUAGCCUCGCACUUUACUCUAUGGAGUUAUGAUCUUAUUAUUAUUAUUAUUCUCUUGUUUGUUGUGCUGUCGGGGGGGUUAACGAAGAGAAAAUGGACCCAUGCUCUGGGCCUCCAUGCCGACUCUCACACGAAUGAUCUUCUCGGCCCAAAGGGACGUGUGAGGUCAUCACGGGAUUUCAAAGACUAUCUUGAAUAAUCCGGGUCAAUUUAUUUUUGUUCCUCUCAUCCGUAUGUGGAAAAAAAAGGUUUUUUGGUUACGUUAAAAAAACGAACCGAGGAAGUGACAGGUGAAAUUCAAGGGAUAUCUGCUAGCGAUAUCUUCUUGCGUCGGUUGUACGUCGUGCUCUUAAGGUGUGAGUGUGAUCGGUUACAAGCCGUUUUGAAAAUCUGGUUCUUCUGACAUCACAAGUGGCCGUGUCCACUUAGCCGUGUGACGGAUAGAUCAGUCUAACAGCCUACCCAGUGGACUGUAGCAAACGUUGCUCAUCUAUCCGUCAUACAGCUAGGUGUACACGCCCACUUGUGAUGUCAUAAGAGCCAGAUAUGUCACACCAGGUGUGACAUGCCACACCUGGUGGCAUGUCAUGGGACCUUUAAACAAUGUUGGCAGGGGUGCUCAGGCUGUGAGGAGUUAACGACUUACCUGUAUUUUCUUUUCAACUUGUUGACAUGUCUAAUGGGGAUUAAUUGUGUACCAUUUUAUUUUUUCACUCUGACCGUUGCCAUUGCCUUGCGUUUUCUUUGCAGUUGCAGAUAUAUGUAGGAUGGAAUCUAGAGGUGAUUCAUCUGGUGCUUUUUAUGCUUUGCUAUUGUUCCUUUGUCUUUGAUUGUGGAUCAUGAACAAUCUAAUGGUAAGCCUUUUACUUUUUGCUCAUAAUGUAUGAUAGGAUGGCUUUUACCCAAGGUUUAACAGUUAAAGAUUGCAUGAGGCAUAUCAAUGUAAAUUCUCUGUCUAUUGCAUUUUGUAAAUGUUAUCUGUUGGCCUGAAAAGGUUACGUUCUGCCCUUUUUGUUAUGUUGUGCCAAUCAUGUGUUUGGGCAUCUAUGAUGGUGACAGAAAUCUUGCCAUAAAAACAAUGGCAUUGAUAAGCAGUUAUAAUUAGCAUUUUAAGUAACGACAAUGUGACCAACUGAUGACUGGUCAAUCGAAGCUUCACUACUCACUGGUUGUUCAUUUGUAACUAAACAGCGAGGUGAAAACCCCAUGAGAAUAAUGUUCUGUGUAUAUCAGUGUAAGCAUGUGUAGUUUCACUUGGAAAAAAGGGUUGAGAGACUGUAUAGAAUUCCAAAAAAAAGUACAUUCCCUUUAAAAUAUCUAAAAUAUGAAUUGUUUGAAAACAAAUGGCAAAUGCAUUAUAACUAAACUGUCUUAUCUAUCGAGGAAGAUGCGACGCUUUGCAACUCAUUUAGUUUUAGGGAUGGGAUCACCGUUUGUGUAUAUGCCCCACACGUUGUUUCCCUUCAUGACUUGCACCACGGAACACAUGAUAUAAUGUGAUUCUGUAUAGACUCAAGCACAACAUCCAAUGCUUAAAGUAAUGGACACACCUUGAUUAAGAGCAUGUCAACAAAGCCUAUUUUAAAUACAUCAGACACAAAUAAAUGAAGAAAAAAAAAAACUGCCAGCUGUUCAAUCCUAUUUUGUCUCUCUCAGACAUUUGGGACCAUUUUUACCUUUUUAUA